GGGGAGAAAAGUUAACUGGAGAAAUUGGGGCUAGGAGAGAUGCAAUGAUCUUGCACCAAGUGGAUGUGCCAUGUCUGCAUGCGAAUAGCGCGCCUGGAGAAGCUCGGAGGGAUGUCUUGCGAGUGAUCUGCUUGAUCUCCGUAGAAACGCUCACCUCUGCCUGCAAACUUUCCCCUGCCAGAAGUUGGGAGGAAUAAAAAAAGCAUCAGAAAAUCAAAAGGGGAAGAUCUCGGCGGACAAAAACACUUGAGCUAAACUGUUGCAUCCCGACCCGGGGCUCCGGUGCGAGCAUCCUGCCGGUGUCUCCCGGGCUCCCGAGCCAAUUGGCAGCGGGUGGCGUUGGCCAAGGCGCCCGGCAGCGUCCCCGGCAUUGGGGACGGGCCGAGCAGCAUGCUGGCUGCGGCGCCCGCGGCCGGCGAGCAAACCCCGCGUGCCUGACCCGUCGGUGGUGCCGGGGCGGUGGCGGCCAUGGCUGCAGCCAUCGCCAGCUCCCUGAUCCGCCAGAAGAGACAAGCCAGGGAGCGGGAGAAGUCCAAUGCCUGUAAGUGUGUCAACAGCCCCAGCAAGAGCAAGGGAAGCUGCGACAAGAACAAGUUGAAUGUGUUUUCCAGGGUCAAACUCUUUGGCUCCAAGAAAAGGCGAAGAAGGCGACCAGAGCCUCAGCUUAAAGGUAUAGUAACAAAGCUAUACAGCAGGCAAGGAUACCACUUGCAGUUGCAAGCAGAUGGAACAAUUGAUGGAACAAAAGAGGAGGACAGUAGUUAUACUUUGUUUAACCUCAUACCUGUGGGUUUACGAGUGGUGGCGAUUCAGGGGGUUCAAACAAAAUUGUAUCUGGCAAUGAACAGUGAAGGAUACCUAUAUACAUCAGAACAUUUUACACCUGAAUGCAAGUUCAAAGAAUCAGUAUUUGAAAACUACUACGUGACGUAUUCUUCAAUGAUCUACAGACAGCAGCAGUCUGGCCGGGGUUGGUAUUUGGGUCUCAACAAAGAAGGAGAAAUAAUGAAAGGAAACCACGUGAAGAAAAAUAAACCUGCAGCACACUUUCUUCCAAAACCAUUAAAAGUGGCCAUGUACAAAGAGCCUUCUCUCCACGAUCUCACAGAGUUCUCAAGAUCUGGAAGUGGGACCCCAACAAAGAGCAGAAGUGUUUCAGGAGUGCUAAAUGGGGGUAAAUCCAUGAGCCAAAACGAGUCAACGUAGCCAGGUUCAGGCAAGCCAAGUGCUCUCUAAACAGAACCUUACCUCUGGAUGCAGUUGAAUUCUUACUAGCAGUCUUUCAUCCAAACGUUCAAUUGCCCAGGACAAGCCACCGAACUUGCAUAGGUCACUCGUUUAUCAGCCAUUAGAUCUACUGGUUGUCAAAGGAUAUACCCCAAUAAUGUAGAAUAUGCUUGUGCAUAUCACAAGGCACUUGGAUAGCCAGCAAACAUAACUGCGGAAUAAAUCUCGGAGAAGAAAUGUCCAGCUCUUUCUCUCUCUCUCUUCUUCUCUCUCUCUUUCUCUCUCUCUCCUAUGCUUUGUGGAAUACGAAACAAAAACAUUUCACAGCAUUCACUGCUGAUAAGAAUUUGCUUUCCAACUCAGAAAAAGACCACUUUUGCUCUUCAAAGGAAAUUUUAAUGCUUGUAUGUUUUAUAGGGGCAAACAAAAAACAAAUAUGUAAACUCUGUUGUUUCCUUGGCUUACCGUUUUAUAUCUAAGGCUUGAUAAAAAAAUGUCCUUUAAUUUGGAAUAGUGCAACUUUUUGAUUUCUGAACUCCAAUGGGUCUUUAAAGCUAUGUCUUUAAAAAAAUAAUUAAAAAUUCAGGGUUGGAACUGAGAGUUGGUGUCUCAGGCUCAAGCAAACAGUGUUCUUGUGGUUUUAAACACAAUGAAAUAUAAAUUUUUAUAGAUUUGUAGUUUCUGGUAAAGUUCUUGUGCUAACCCCAGUCUGUAGGAAUCGAGUUGUUUUGUUAUCCCAAGUGGAAGUUAACAGAAAGGGAUAAAAUUAUCCUCCAGUGUAGAUUUCUCUUAAUCCCAUUUUGUGUGUCAUGUUAAACUAUUGUUGUGGCUUCUUUUCUAAAGACAGAAACUGUGGAAUUAAGGUGACUUAAUUUUUUUAUAAGAAACGUCUUAUUUGUAAAAGUCCUUCUUUCACUGUAACGGGCACGUGAAUAUUGUGUAGGAGGAAGCGUUAGGACAGGUUACCCCUAAACAACAUAUACUUAUACAUGCUAUUGGAAACAAUUGUUUAAAAAAUGUAGUUAGGUUUCCAUUUAGGUCAUCAUGUCUGUUGCAUGGGAGAAAGUUGGAAUAUUGGCAUAGAGUUGCAUGAUGUGUAAGAUUUUGUGCAUUAAUCAUUGUUGGAUUCUGUGCUCCAAAACUGACAUAGUUCUGUACGGGCAGCUUUCUGCCUCGUACAAAAGAGUUGUUUAUUAUUUGUUGUAUACACAACCAUGCACUGAAUAAACUAUUUAUAUUAAGAUGUACUUUUUAAAAAAGCUUGUUUGAUUAUAUGAUGUACAUCCGUGAUUAAUUUCAAGGGAAAGGGUUGGCAGUUAAAUUAUAAAGUUACAAAAGAUGCUGUAAUUAAUGUUCAAAGUCUUUCUGUGCAACAGGUUAUUCCCCUGUAAUGCCAUACACCAUACAAAUGAGAACAUGUUCUUUCUUUUGGAUAUUGUUAGAACUGGUCUUACAUGCCCAGCCGAGAUACUCAAAACAUAGUGACGAUUAAGUGCCACAAAGUCUUGGUAACGGCUCCUCUGCCGUGCGCUGCUGGAGCCCCAGUGAAUCGCGCUCCUCUGCUUUGAGCUUCUCCAGCUUCUCCGUGCGUGUCUGCCCUCCCCGUUAAGACUUUCCUUAGUGCAGCCACGUAGCGCUACCUCGCAGCACACCUCCCCAGAGCCCUCGGUACGGGGCGUCCCAAAGAGAGCCGGUAAGUCAAGCACUGCUUGUGCCCGGGUGGCACCUCGAGGAUGCUCGGCGUUUGCUGUGCGUCACUGCAGCUACGCUUGAGGCGCCAGCUUUAUCUGGUCUUGAGGAAAAAGGCUCCCUUGCCUCCUGCCUUUGUGCACAUGCUCUGGAGAGAAAACAUCCCUCUCUGCUGCCUUUUCUCUCCGAAAACAUCAGUGAGAACUUUUCUCAUCUACAGCAUCUAGGCAGCUCUGACAGGUGAGCUUCAGUCAUCAAGGUGUUUCAAGAAGUCCUAGGAGCAACAAGUUUUCAUCAUGGGUGGCUGAAGAACCAGUUCUAGAAGGGAAUAAUGGAAAUGGAGGCAAAAGCUACGUGUAAACGUUAGCCUGAAAUUAUAAUCAGGUAUUCUGCUGUCUGUUCUGCGUGCCUCCCACUUGACCAAGCUGGAAUUAGACCUCAGACCAGGCUGGGACAGUGGGGCUUUUUUAAGGUUGGAGCUGAGAGAGGAGGGAAGGAGAUCGUGUUUCAGAUCAAACCCCCAGAUUUGUUGUUUUGCGGCAAAUAGUAGGCAAAGAGCUCUGACUUGCUGCGCUCCCAUAUUGGAGCAGGGUGUUGCCCUCCCCAAAUACCACCACCUUGCUGGCCUUCAGAGGGCCUGGGGGUCCUCAGCUUGCCCCUUUCCAAAGGGUGAAGAAGGUGAGAGCACAACCAAUGCCAUAGAAAUCCUUAAAAAUUGAAGAUGUGGCCGUGAUUGCUCCAGAGGUUUUGAUAACUCAGCGGGUCUGGAGCAUCUGUUCCCUUCAGCCAAGUGUGGUAUGCCCUUGUGGAACAUUUCUCUUAACCCUCCCAACCCCAAACAUCAAACUUACCGAGGUGCACGUUCCAAAAAGGAGUCCAAGUGUCUUAGGAACAUAAAACCUGAUUAAAAAUAGAUAUAUGUGUGGCAAAGCUAGUUCAAUGCCGAGCGUUUACUAUCCUAAAGAUAACUGGAGGUCUGCUGCUUUGCUUUAUAGCUGCAGUCUUACUGUUAUUCCCCAUCCCCAGUACCUCCAACCUUGAAGGUCAUCUGCAGCAAAAGAAAAAUGCUCAUCUCACAAAUUGUCCCUUCUGAGGUCUGCAGUCUGACCCAUCUUUCGUAUUGACGUUGGCAUCAGCUGUGAGCAUUCACUGCCAAGUCCCUAGUUUCAAAGGUUUCUAAUACACCAAGCUAACAAAGGCCACUCUUGGAUUGAGAUGAGAAGAGAGAUAUGGUGAUAGAUGAGCCCUAAACAGCUGCUUCUGAUAAUUAUGUUAAAUUUCUGUUCCAACAAUAGAUUUUCCAUCAGAUUAUUGUGGACUGAAAGGGCAUUACUCCUGAUGGAGUCCUGAUAGUAGACAAAAGCUCAUGUACACUAUGAGCAAAGUGGGGGAUUAUGCCCAGGGUUUUACAUGUAGUCUCUGGAGCCAUAGACUGGGAUUUAAUAAGGAGAAAUAGAAUUAAACAUGCCUUUGCGACAGUGAGGUGAAGGUGAUAUUCUGACCCAGCCAGCAAAGUCUCUUGGGUAGAGAAGAAUGUGGCUUCAGCACAGGACCAGAUUAAGGAGCCAGACUCCAGAGUAUUUAUUUAUCCUUCAGCACCCAUAAACUAGAAAGUUAAGCAGAUGACUCCUGUAUAAUACGUUCCUUUAAGAAAUCUGCUAGAUGUUGGGAAAAUGUCCAUCUUGAUGGUUGUCUCUCAAAAGAAAACUUACAGCCGCUGGCCAAGCCACUUUGCUCUGCCACAUGUACAGUGGCAGAGUACAGUAAGAUGCACAUCUGGAAUAAGGACAAAGCCCAGGGGCUGGUAUGAAACCAAGCUGGCUGUGAGCCACUAACCAUCUGCAGAAGGCUUGGUCUCAGGCUCUUCUGUUAUUGCCAGUGUGAUGGCUGAUGCCUUUCAUCUGCCGUUUCUCUUGUCCCUGCCUCUCCAGCAAUGCUGCCCACGCUCCGCAGCAUACCACAGGCCUGGAGUUGGCUCCGGAGGUGCAAAACCGCCACAGCAGCUUUCUGAUGCACCUGGGCUUCACUUGGCAAAGCCCUGAGCCACUGCGGGGGCUGUGCAGAGGCCUUACGAAAGGCUGACAAAUACUACCUGCCAACCCAAAAGAAAACAGGUCACCCAUGAAAUUGGGAGGAAUGCUGCUAGGAGCACAACUAUUAUGAGGCAAAAUUGCUGCCUUUUUGUGAUCCACCUGUCAGAGCUGCUUUCGUGGAGGUCUCUGCAGGGGACUCGGGCAUCGCCUGCUUGGCCUGGUUUUGGGGUGAGGGAGGGGGGGAAGAGCUCAUCUCUGUAUCACAGAGAUCUUUCUUUUUUCUUUUUCUUUUUUUCUUUUAAUUUACCUCAUGCUACCUCAUAGCAUGGUUGUAUCUCCGUAGCCACUUGCUCAGCCAUGUUCAUCGCUGGCACGAUGGAAGACAAUUCCCUACUUGGGGAAAAUAGCUCCAAGUUAUCCCAGGGAAGAACAGUGCCCCUUCUGCAGCACCGUCUGGUGUCCCCACCACUGGUUUCCAGCCCACGGGCCAGGUUUUCCAGUGGGAUAAAGACGGUGUAACAAGCUCAGGGAUGCUGUGGUACGCCAGGCCUCUCCCCAGCUGGGCACCAGCACGAGAGCCAGGUCUGGCAGAGCUCUGCUGUGUCUUGAGUAUCUCUGCGUGGAGACCAGAGCCAGCUCUAACGGGUUUAAAUGUCUCCCUGACAUAUCCAUGACCAGGACACUUUUGCAGGACAGAAUCUGUACGUAACAACCUCCUAUCUUCUAAUAAAUAAUUCUCUCUAAAACAGA
Messenger RNA from Harpia harpyja (harpy eagle), 5699 nucleotides. RefSeq names its product fibroblast growth factor 13 (gene FGF13). Gene Ontology annotation, biological process: fibroblast growth factor receptor signaling pathway; regulation of cell migration; positive regulation of cell population proliferation. The transcript is spliced from 5 exons. The record is from RefSeq and is a predicted model, not a curated record. Gene Ontology annotation, molecular function: growth factor activity; fibroblast growth factor receptor binding. Bases 469 to 1206 code for a protein of 245 amino acids. NCBI's taxonomy places the organism in Eukaryota, Metazoa, Chordata, Aves, Accipitriformes, Accipitridae. Gene Ontology annotation, cellular component: cytoplasm.